This is a messenger RNA of Malus domestica (apple), 2656 nucleotides long. RefSeq names its product cyclic nucleotide-gated ion channel 1. Gene Ontology annotation, biological process: monoatomic ion transport; transmembrane transport. The record is from RefSeq and is a predicted model, not a curated record. Gene Ontology annotation, molecular function: monoatomic ion channel activity; protein binding. Lineage: Eukaryota; Viridiplantae; Streptophyta; Magnoliopsida; Rosales; Rosaceae. Gene Ontology annotation, cellular component: membrane.
UCUCUCUCUCCCUCUCUCUUAAAACUCACACAAGAACACAUAUAACUGCCAUUUGCAGACUCUCUCUGCAAAACUUGUUUUGCAUUAUUCAGAAACGAAAUUUCCCUACAAGUUGUUUUUUCCUUGAUUUCUUCGUCCUAAAGUUUUCUGGCCUUUGGUUUUCUGUUUGGGGUCCGAGAAAAAAAGGUGGGAAAAGAAGAGAAAAUACUCAGAACUUUGGGAAAAUCAGGAAGGAAACAAUAACAAGCGUCAUCCUUGUUGGGUUUUGGUCGGAUACAUCAGUCUAGCUUUUUCUGACAUGGGUUUCCAUGAUGUGGGAAAAUAAGGUCUACUAUAUCGUGCGCCUCUUCGAGUUUCUAGAUAAGUAAAUUUCAAUACCGAAGAUCGGUGAACAACGGGAAUCUGAAUAUCACAAGUAUGAAUUCCAAGGGGCUUAAAUUUGUAAGGUUUGAAGAUUGGCAAUCGGAGAGUUCUCUAAGUUCUGAAAGAGACGCUUCUGCUGAUGAUGGACGAAAUCCAAGAAGAGCGAUACCAUCUGUGAAUGCAGUUUUGAGGAGUAUUCGGAGAGGACUAGAUAGAGGUUCCGACAGGUUUAUAAGCUCGAAAAAACCAUUAAGUUCCACUUCCGUAGGCAACCGGCUAGCAAAUGAGUCAGGCUCGAGGAGGAAAAUUCUUGACCCUCAGGGGUCAUUUCUUCAGAAUUGGAAUAAGAUAUUUGUGCUCUCUUGUGUCAUUGCUGUGUCCUUGGACCCGCUGUUUCUUUAUACCCCGGUGGUUGAUGGCAAAUACAAAUGCGUUGAUUUGGACAGGAGAUUGCAGAUCAUUGCUUGUGUUCUUCGAUCAUUUACCGACAUCUUUCAUGUACUUCACAUCAUCUUUCAGUUCCGCACGGGGUUUAUUGCCCCAUCUUCUCGCGUAUUUGGGAGGGGUGAGCUAAUUGAUGACCCCGUGGCCAUUGCGAAAAGAUACUUGUCCUCAUACUUCAUCAUUGACAUUCUAGCCAUUCUUCCAUUGCCACAGGCUGUAGUUUUUAUUGUAAUUCCUACAAUAUCACUUCCGGUUUCACUGGUCGCAAAGGACAUGAUGAAGUUUGUAAUCGUUGCGCAAUAUGUGCCGAGAUUUUGGAGGAUCUAUCCACUCUACAAAGAAGUAACAAGAACUUCUGGCUUCCUGACCGAAACAGCAUGGGCCGGAGCUGCUUUCAAUCUUCUGCUCUACAUGCUAGCCAGUCAUAUAAUUGGAGCCUUUUGGUACUUGUUCUCCGUGGAACGUGAGUAUAGGUGCUGGCGCGAUCAGUGCAAUGGAGACCGUCGUUGUAAGAAGUUCCUGUACUGUAAUUCUAAGAAUGACACUGAUGCAAGCUUUGUGGCAAAUAAAAACGCUUCUUGCCCUUUCAUUGACCCGGGCGACAUUAAAAAUUCAUCGGUGUUCAACUUUGGGAUAUAUUAUGAUGCUCUGGCGUCUGGUGUGGUGGAGACAAGAGAUUUUCCAAAGAAAUUGUCGUUCUGCUUCUGGUGGGGACUGCGCAACCUUAGUUCACUUGGCCAAAACCUCAAAACAAGUACAUUUGUUUGGGAGAUAGUCUUUGCAGUUACCAUAUCGAUUUUGGGAUUAGUUCUGUUUUCGUUGCUCAUUGGCAAUAUGCAGAAAUAUCUGCAGUCCACAACUGUGAGAGUAGAAGAAAUGAGAGUGAAAAGGCGCGAUGCAGAACAGUGGAUGGCACACCGAAUGCUCCCGGAGAACUUGAGGGAAAGGAUUAGACGGUAUGAUCAGUACAAAUGGCAAGAAACAAGAGGUGUUGACGAAGAUACUCUAGUUCGUAACCUUCCCAAGGACCUACGAAAGGACAUAAAGCGCCAUCUUUGCUUGGCUCUUCUCCAGAGAGUGCCAAUUUUCGAAAAAAUGGAUGAACAGCUGAUGGACGCCAUGUGCGAUCGCCUCAAGCCAGUACUAUACACGGACAAGAGCUAUAUAACCCGAGAAGGUGAUCCAGUAGAUGAGAUGCUGUUUAUCAUGCGCGGAAAUUUAGCAACCAUGACUACAAAUGGUGGAAGAACUGGCUUCUUUAACACUGCUGAUCUUAAGGCUGGUGACUUCUGUGGAGAAGAGCUUCUUACAUGGGCCUUGGAUCCAAACUCCUCCACCAAUCUCCCCACCUCAACUAGGACAGUGGAAGCUAAAACCGAGGUUGAAGCGUUUGCGCUCAUGGCUGAUGAUUUGAAGUUUGUCGCCUCCCAGUUUCGGCGCAUGCACAGCAAGCAGCUCCAACACACUUUCAGGCUCUACUCCCAGCAGUGGAGAACAUGGUCAGCCUGUUUCAUACAAGCAGCAUGGCGCCGGCACUGGAAGAGAAAGCUCGAGAAGUCGUUACGCGAAGAAGAGGACAGAUUGCAAGAUGCUUUGACAAGAGAUGCAGGAACCUCACCUAGCCUCCUUGCCGCUGUAUAUGCAUCAAAGUUUGCAGCCAACGCGCUGCGAGGGUUGCGACAAAAGGGUAACCGCGACACUAGACCGCCACCAACAUUGCUGCCUCUGCUGCCUCAGAAGCCCGCUGAGCCCGAUUUUACUGCAGAACGUCACUAGAUACAUACAAGUUUACUCUUAGAGAGAUUUUUGUGUAUAGUUUAUUGCUCUUAGUGAUUUUCUGAUGCGUUGA